Stylonychia lemnae is the source of this 4044-nucleotide messenger RNA. Lineage: Eukaryota; Ciliophora; Spirotrichea; Sporadotrichida; Oxytrichidae. The record is from the annotation of a GenBank genome assembly.
AUGAUUUAGUAAGACUCAAUAGAGGAAUUGUAAUUUUAUGACAAGGAAUAAUAGAAUUACAUUAAUAACAGACCCUCUGGGCAACCAAUAGACAUAAACUAAAAGCUCAAAGAACUCAUUAAACUUGAUCAUAAAAAUAAUGAUGAUGAUGAGGAAGAUUCACCGGAGAUAAGUGAGGGAAAUGCCUUUCAUAUGGCAGAAGUUGGUGAUUAUUAGAAUGCUCAAGAGGGUGAUGGCAUGAUGAAUCUCAAGACUCAUUGGUUUAGAAUUACAACAAACAGAGAUCUUAGGUCAAUCAAAAAAAUUCAAGAAAUGCCUUUUUAAUACAAAACUCUAAAGCUUAAUCAUCUUUAAGAGGCUAGACUUAUCCAGUUUGAAGAAUACGAUCCAAUAAAUAAUAGUAAUAGACAAGACGGUUAGCUGACAGGAGAGAGACUCAUAAGCAUUAAUUCUAACUCAAAUAAAAUGAGUUUAAGUAAAACUUUCAACUUUCAAAUGGCAUUUAACUCUUAUAAUGAUAAGCAAUCAAUAAGUCAAGACUCACUUUAAGAAUCCUCUUAACAUGAAUUACAAGAUUCAAGUAUAGAAAAAGACAAACUUCAUAAUGAGUUGACAAUGAGAGUAGAUGAAAAAAUUAGGAUGAUAGCGGAAGAAUACAAUCAUUUGGCUCAAACUUAGGGCUUCAAUGAACUUUCUAAUUCUUAAUCAUUCUCUCAAGACACUCAUUAAGCUAAUCAGACUAACAGUGCCAGAGACUCUUAACCCAUAUUCAAAUAAGUAUCUAAAAGGAAUCAAAGUCAUGAAUCUUCUUAAAAGCCAUUUCAAAGGUUUACUCUUAACAACAAUCUAGUCAAUGAUUAAGAAAAUAAUGACCUGAAUGCAACUCUAAGCUUUAAGAGAAGUUCAUUGCUGUAAAAGCCAAAGCUUCAAGACCGAAUGAGUUCAACUUAGAACAGGACUCUUAGUUUCUCGAACCACGUCAAAGAUCUAACAUUUAGUAAAGUCAAUAACAACUCCUUUAUAAAUCCCCAAUAUAAUAAUAACAGAGCAAGAAAUUAUCAAACAAAUAAUGAAGCCGCAUCAUCAGAGUAGUAGAACUCCGAAUCAUCAAGCAACAAAAAUAAGAAUAGUUCCUAUCCAUUUAAUGGACUAGCGACUCAAAGCUUUAACAGAACAAUGGCUUUUGGCUAAGGUGGAUUCAAUCUUGGCAGUAAGAGGAUCGAAGAUUAAGUAGCAGAACUUAAGUAUAUGCUUGAGAAUGUCUAAUGUGAAGCUAAGAAUUUGAAGUUGCUACUGAAUUUAAAAGAUGAUUAGAUUCAGAUGUAUGAUUCUAAGAACCAGGACUUAAUCAAUGAGAAUGAGGAACUGCAAUAUAAACAAGAAGAUUACAAAUAGAAAAUGGAGGCUUUUGAAGAAGACAAUUUAUAUCUUAAAGCAAUUAUCAACAGUUAGAAUAUUGAUUAAGUUCAAUUGCAAAAGUAGAGCAUAGGGCUAAAUACUGAUGUGAUUUCUUAGAGAACUUAAAUUUGCUAAGCUACAUUUCCAUCAGUCAAGUUAUAGACAAGCCAGAUCAAUACUAUCGGUCUCUCGCCUAUCAAAGAGGAAUCACAUGAGUCAAAAAUAAUCAAGGACAUGCAAAAGCAGAUUGAUGAAAACGAGAAAGAAAAUAGGCAUCUUAAGUAAAGUUUGAUUGACUAUUCUGAUAAGAUUAGAAGACUUGAAAAGGAGUAUGAAAAUGUCCAGAACUAACUAUAAAUGACAAUAAAGGAUAAUCAAGAGAUUAAAAAAUCCUAUCAAUCUGAAAAUAAGUCAUUGUAUUGGCAACUGGAGAAUUAAAAGCAGCAGUUUAAUGAAAGAGAGCAGAGACUCAUGGAAGCACUCAAGGCUUUAGAAGAGUCAAAGCACAAUUCAAAAAAGAAAUCCAGUAAGAUUAAGAGUCUGAAAAAGGAAAGAGACGCUUUAAGGAUUGAAAUUCUAAAACUUAAAUAGAUCUACUCUGAAAAAUGUGAUAACUACAAGGAUAAUAGGCUGAAACUACAAAAAAAACUCAAGAAAAGAGAUGAUAAUAUUCAAAGACUAGAAGACUAACUCAAUUAAUAUGAGAAGCUAUAUAGAAAUUAAUACCAGUAAUCAAACAGGUUAAAUACUCAUUAGAACAAAAACAAUGAGUGGAAUUAGUAUUACGGAAAUACUGGUAAAUUUGGCACUGAUGCUGAUUAGUCCAUUCAUAUUUUAAAGAGCAGUAUAUCUUCAAGGUCUCUUGAGAACACAAGAAAUCUAAACUCUACUGCUAAAAAUGCCUUAAGAGGCAUAAACCAGCUCUACCUUAAAGGAGAGGCAUCAAAAGAUCAAUCAUAAAAUGUAAAGGAUAUUCUAGUUAAUCAAAAUAGCAAUCAGCCGCUAAUCUCAUUAUCAAGCUCUCCUAAGAUGAAGAAUCUGACUCCAGGUUCCUUACCCAGUGGCAUGGGAAUGAAUGGCAAUAAGAACUAUGGUAACUUCCCAGAUCAACAUUAAAAAGAUAAAGUUAUGUUGAAACUGAAGAGCCAUUAUAAAAAACUUGACAUUGAGGAAGAGAAGAACUAGAUUAGAAUGAUGAAUUAAAAUUUCAAAUAAAAUUACACCAACUAGUAAUUGAUUCAUAAGCAAUAUCAGUAGUUGAAUAACCACUUUACAUCUAAUGAUAAAUCAAAGAGCUUCUAUAGCUCAGAUAUUGAGAAUAAUACUUUGUUUGACUAGAAUCACAUUGUAAUGGAAGACCAAUCAAACAGCUCCAAUUUCUUCUCUAAUGUCAACAACUCAAACAGUCAUCUCUUCUUGGAUGAUUCUGCCCUAAUGAAUAAGCCAUUAGACUCCAAUAUUCAUGGUAAUCAGUAAAGAUAAUAAUUACAGGAUGCAAGAUACCUUAUGAAACAUGAAUCAACUCAUCAAAUCAAAGGGAUGAAUGAAUAUCCACAUCCAGGUAGCUAUUUCUAUCAGUCCAGUAUCAAGAAUCAGAUGCAAGGUCAGUCUACCCCAUAAUAUGGCAAAGCCCUCUUUAAUAAUAACCUUAAACAAAGUGUAAAGUAGCAACCACAACAUCUCUAGACUGCUGGUGAUGAAAAUGUUAUUUUCACUCAUAAUUUAAGAUUUAACAAUCUAAACCCAUAAAUUCAACCUCGAAAUUCAAAUUACAACCCUGGUAUUAAUACUGUUCAAUCAAAAUCUCCCAUUUCAAAAAAUAAUCUCGAUACUAAGAGACCAGACUCCAAUUCAAACCUUAUAAUUAGAAAUAGAUCAUCUUAAAAUUUAUCUCAAGGAGAUCUUCAUAAUAACACUUAGAAUUCUAUAGCCCAAAACAGAAAUGAUUCAACCACAAGCUCAAAUAGAAAUUUGCAUCAAAUCAAAGACGUCAUAAGACCACCCUCGACUUCAAGUACAAAUAACACGUCAGCAGUAUAUCAUAAUUAAGUUGCCAUGAUAUCAUAUUAAAGUUCUUCAUCUGGAGGGAGUAAAUAAUAUCAAAGCAAGCUGAACAAGCUUUAAAGUUUACAUUAAUAACAAUUUUAACAAUUACAACAUCACCAAUAGCUUUAACAACCAACUAAUGCCCCUACUUCGAAUAGUAAUAAUUACUAACCAUACUUCCAGAAAAAGAAUGCUGCUGCUCAAUAAACCUUCUAAUUGGGUAAUAUUUAUCCUUAGUACUAACCUAAUUCUCUGAAUUAUGCUAACUUCCCUUCAAGCACAUAGAGCACAUAAGCUUUCAAGCAAGUAAACACCUCAUUUAAAGGAAGCUCCUAGUAUCCUCAAUCAAAUUACAACUAAAUUGGCACUACUAAUCUUAACACUUCACAGAACACCAUAGAUGAGAAACAACCUUAAUUAAUAAACUACGCAACUUCUGCAAACUCCACCUCUCACUACACAUAGUAAAAUAUGGCUCAUCAUAAGCGUUAAAGGAGCAGGCAAAUUGAUAAUGAAAUUGGAAAUAUAAUUGGUGUGGGUUAAUAUGAGGAGAAGUAUACCUAGAAUCAUAGUCAUAUUCUCUAAAAUAAUAGAUCUUGA